AAGAGGGGAGUGAGCAGAUCGCUUUCUUUCUUUCUAUUUCAUCUUGUUGGUAUAUUUCUCUUUUCGAUCUCUAGCUUCUGCUGUAUUGAAAUGGCAUCUCCAGAUGCUGAGAAUGGGUGCUGGAAUAAGUUUAGGGCAUUGCCCCAUAACAUAUGGAACAAGGUGGUUGAGAAAGCAAACAAAGCAAAGAAAAUGGGAAAAGAUGAUCCUAAAAAGAUUAUUCAUUCCCUUAAAGUAGGACUUGCAAUUACUUUGGUUUCAUUGUUCUUCUACUUCAAACCCACUUAUGAUGGUUUCGGCGUCUCUGCUAUGUGGGCUGUUUUAACUGUUAUUGUGGUUUUCGAGUACUCUGUAGGAGCAACACUCGGAAGAGGGUUGAAUAGGAUGUUGGCUACAUUGGUAGGAAGUGCUCUAGGUUUUGGAGCUCACUGGCUAGCAACUCAUUCUGGAAAGACUGGAGAGCCCAUUCUGAUUGCUAUUUUUGUGUUUAUAUUUGCUGGAAUAGUUACAUUUAUAAGAUUUUUGCCAGAGAUGAAGGCAAGAUACGAUUACGGACUGCUGAUACUAAUGUUGACAUUCUGCUUGAUAUCUGUGUCUGGCUAUAGAGAUGAUGAGGUGAUACACAUGGCUCACAAGAGAGUCACAACUAUUAUUAUUGGAAGCAUUACUUCUGUGGUUAUUUGCAUUUUAAUAUGCCCUGUUUGGAUCGGAGAAGAUCUUCAUAAGUUGGUUGCUGGAAACUUGGAGAAGCUUGGAAACUUCUUAGAAGGAUUUGGAAGUGAAUGCUUUAGAACAUCUGAAGGUGGACAAGCUAAUAAUGCCAACAAGUCAUUUCUUCAAGGAUAUAAAAGUAUUCUCUCUUCAAAAAGCAGUGAAGAAACCAUGGCUAAUUUAGCAAGGUGGGAACCAUGUCAUGGUCGAUUCAGGUUCCGUCAUCCUUGGAAACAGUACCUGAAAAUUGGAACCCUAGCUCGUAUAUGCGCCUACAAAGUUGAAGCUCUUAACUGCCACCUUCACUCCGAGACCCAACAGACACCAAUGGAAAUGCGAAUCAAAAUCCAAGACAUGUGCACAAAGAUCAGCUCAGAAUCUGGCAAGGCAUUGAAGGAAUUAGCAACAACAGUUAAAACAAUGACAAAAUCUUCACUGGUGGAAACCCACAUUGCCAACUCAAAACAAGCUGCAGAAGCCCUCAAGUCUUUGCUAAAAACUGGCUUGUGGGAGGAUGCAUUGAUUCUAGAGAUUAUUCCAGCUGCUACUGUAGCAUCUCUGUUGAUAGAUAUUAUCACAUGCACAGAAAAGAUCGCUGAGUCUGUUCAGGAACUGGCCUUGCUUGCUCAUUUCAAGAGCCCGAACACACAUCAACCUCAACAUUUACUUCACCGAGGAACAAUACAGCCAGUUUCUGAUGGAUCGAAUCACGUUGUUGUGAUUGAUAUGCAAGGUUCAGAGUAAUCAGAUGAUGAAAAUUUGAUCGAACGGUUGCAGAUGGACAAAUUGUUCUGGUAACUUUGUGCUAGAUGAUUCUUCUUGUUGUUCUAGUUUGAGAUAGGUAAUGAAUGUAUUACCAAGGGGAAGACAACUUAUGCAUGCUACUCAAAUUUGUUUUGUUAAGUUUUUAACAAAUUGAGUAUUUCCUUCUUAACGAUGCCGUAUUAAUUAGGUAGGAAACUAAUUGAGGAAAAACACUCUUACCUCUUUUUGGGAUUAUUUCUGGCUAUUUUCUCUUGUAAUAAUCCUUUUCUCAAUCUUUCUUUUUAAAUAAGUGAAG
Manihot esculenta (cassava) is the source of this 1771-nucleotide messenger RNA. RefSeq names its product aluminum-activated malate transporter 2. The transcript has 6 exons. Gene Ontology annotation, cellular component: plant-type vacuole membrane. The coding region runs from base 91 to 1455 and encodes 454 amino acids. The record is from RefSeq and is a predicted model, not a curated record. Lineage: Eukaryota; Viridiplantae; Streptophyta; Magnoliopsida; Malpighiales; Euphorbiaceae. Gene Ontology annotation, biological process: malate transport.